Molecule: messenger RNA, 147 nt
Organism: Aspergillus niger
Lineage: Eukaryota; Fungi; Ascomycota; Eurotiomycetes; Eurotiales; Aspergillaceae
Exons: 4
Coding region: 1-147 (48 amino acids)
Source: RefSeq, a predicted model, not a curated record
AUGCACCUUUCUUUAGUUAUUAUUAUUCAAACAAAUAGAACUAAGCUACAUGAUUCAGUCACGUGCCUGCGAACACCGCUCGCCAUCACACCUUAUAAGCCACUCAUAUUUAAGGAUGCUUUACAAAGCAGAGAAAAAGAUAAAUAA